This is a messenger RNA of Candoia aspera, 2034 nucleotides long. RefSeq names its product vomeronasal type-2 receptor 26-like. Gene Ontology annotation, molecular function: G protein-coupled receptor activity. The record is from RefSeq and is a predicted model, not a curated record. The transcript is spliced from 4 exons. Gene Ontology annotation, cellular component: plasma membrane. Gene Ontology annotation, biological process: G protein-coupled receptor signaling pathway. The coding region runs from base 1 to 2034 and encodes 677 amino acids. Lineage: Eukaryota; Metazoa; Chordata; Lepidosauria; Squamata; Candoiidae.
AUGGUCCCAAAUGAAGCCAGUCAGUACAUAGGAAUUAUCCAGCUACUUCAGCAUUUUGGAUGGACAUGGGUUGGGUUCUUCACUGUUGAUGAUGACAGUGGAGAACAUUUCUUGCAGGUGUUAGAAUCACUGCUUUCCCUGAAUGGGAUCUGUUCAGCAUUCACAACGAAAAUCCCACAAGCUCAGUUGCAUGGUAUCCAAAAGAUUAAUAGUGAAGUCUGGAGUAUUUAUCUAUCUAUGACUUAUAUCAAAGUGAAUACAUUUAUUGUUUAUGGAGAAACUUUGUCCAUGAUGUUGCUGAACUACUAUAUGCUUCUAGCAACUGAUGGAGAUCAUUCAGAUGUAUCCUUUCAAAGGGUAUGGAUUAUGACUGCCCAGAUUGAUUUUGCAAUCACAGGACUUCAGGUGGGCUCAGAUCUGCAAGUGUUUCAUGGGGCCAUUUCUUUUACUAUUCACUCCCAUCAACUUCCCAAGUUCCAUAAAUUUCUUCUGGCCAUAGACCCAUGCUGGGCAGGAGGAGAUUUCCUUAAGGUCUUCUGGGAGCAAGCUUUUGACUGCUCAUUUCAGUGUCCAAAGGUGCCAGAGGAGGAAGUAUGUUCUUGGAAGGAGAGCUUGGAGAAACUUCCUGGAUAUCUGUUUGAAAUUCACAUGGCUGGUCAUAGCUACAGCAUCUACAAUGCGGUCUAUGCUGUAGCACAUGCUUUACAUACCAUGGAGUUAUUUAGAUCCAAACUCAGAUCAAAGAGUGGUAUGAAAAAUACGAAACUUCAAGAUCUUCAACCUUGGCAGCUGCACCCAGCUCUUCAAUCUAUUGUGUUUAACAAUUCUGCUGGAGAAACAGUGUUCUUUAAUGGAAAGAAGGAAGUGGGAGGUCAACUUGAUAUCAUGAACCUGAUCACAUUCCCAAAUAACUCCUUUGUUAGAGUGCAGAUUGGAACGGUGGAUCCUGAAGGGAAAAAACUCAGUAUUGAUGAUUCGACAAUUGUAUGGCCCCGGCGUUAUAACCAGGUGCAACCUGUGUCAGUAUGUACUGAAUCUUGCCCCCCUGGUUAUCAGAAGAAAAAAAGAGAGCAGGAUAAAUUUUGCUGUUAUGAUUGUGCACCAUGCCCAGAAGGGAAGAUCUCAAAUUUGAAGGAUAUGCUUGAUUGUAUUGAAUGCCCAGAAGAUCAAUAUACUACUAGGAACAGGGAUGGAUGCAUUCCUAAAACAAUGAGCUUUCUUUCUUAUGAGGAACCUUUAGGAAUCAGUUUAAUUUCAGUGGCUAUUUCCUUUUCCUUGAUCACAGCGCUGGUGUUGGGAACACUCAUUAAGCACAGAAAUACUCCUAUAGUCAAAGCCAACAACAGGGACCUCACCUACACUCUCCUCAUCUCGCUUCUUGUCUCCUUCUUGUCUUCUUUGCUCUUUAUUGGACAACCUAGAAAAAUGACUUGCUGUCUCCGACAACCUGUUUUUGGCAUCAUCUUCUCUGUGGCUGUUUCUUCGGUGUUUGCCAAAACGAUCACUGUUGUGGUAGCAUUUACAGCCACCAAACCAGGAUCCAAAAUGAGGAAGUACAUGGGGAAAAGACUAUCAAGCUCUGUUGUCCUUUCCUGCUCUCUUGUUCAAGCCGUUAUUUGUAUUGUGUGGGUGGCAACCUCUCCUCCAUUCCCAGAUUUAGAUAUGUACUCAGUCACUGGAGAAAUUGUAGUAGAAUGUAAUGAAGGAACCACCAUCCUGUUUUAUCUAGUCUUGGGUUACAUGGGAUUCCUGUCCCUCAUCAGCUUUUCAGUGGCAUUCCUAGCCAGGAAGUUGCCAGAUACUUUCAAUGAAGCUAAGUUUAUCACUUUUAGCAUGUUGUUGUUUUGUAGUGUUUGGUUGUCUUUUGUUCCGACCUAUUUGAGCACCAAAGGAAAGUAUAUGGUAGCUGUGGAGAUCUUCUCCAUCUUAGCCUCCAGUGCUGGGUUACUGGGUUGUAUCUUUGUUCCCAAAUGCUACAUCAUCUUUCUAAAGUCUGAACUGAACACCAAGGAACAGCUGAUGAGGAGAAAAUGA